Xyrichtys novacula (pearly razorfish) is the source of this 360-nucleotide messenger RNA. The record is from the annotation of a GenBank genome assembly. NCBI's taxonomy places the organism in Eukaryota, Metazoa, Chordata, Actinopteri, Labriformes, Labridae.
AUGACGCUGCUUUCUGUGUUUGUCUCUGUAUCCUCAGAGUCCAGAGGACAGGUCACACUGACUCAGCCUGCAGCUGUGAGCUCUGCUCUGGGAGGGACAGUCACCAUCUCAUGUUUAACCAGUCAGAAUGUGAAUGGCAAUAACUACUUAGCCUGGUACCAACAGAAGGAUGGAGAAACUCCUAAAAUGCUCAUUUAUUAUGCUAGCACUCGAGUAUCAGGGAUAUCAAAUCGUUUUUCAGGCAGUGGAUCUGGAUCUAGUUUCUCUCUGACCAUCAGUGGAGUCCAGACUGAAGAUGCAGCAGUUUACUACUGUCUUCCUGAACACUACAUCAACAGUCUGUAUCUGUUCACACAGUGA